Messenger RNA from Rubroshorea leprosula, 2287 nucleotides. The record is from the annotation of a GenBank genome assembly. Lineage: Eukaryota; Viridiplantae; Streptophyta; Magnoliopsida; Malvales; Dipterocarpaceae.
GCAACUUUCUGCAAGUGCAAUUUAGAAAGACUCCAAUUUGAUGCUUAUUGCUGAGCAAACAAGAAUAUAAUCUAGUAAUGGAGUUUCUUUACCGGGUUCUUCUUCUUCUUCUUCUUCUUCUUCUCUGCGUGCUUGCAUUCAUGAGUUUUGACAUUGCUGAAUCUGCUAACUGCUACAAUACAGGGAACUUCACCGUAAACGGUACGUAUGGCAUGAACCGCGACCUCGCUCUCUCUUCUUUAGCCUCUAAUACCUCAGAGAAUGGUGGUUUCUACAAUACCACUGUUGGUGAAGAUCCCAAUAAGGUAUAUGCUCUAGCGCGUUGCAGGGGAGACCAAUCUGCAAAGGAUUGUUCCAGUUGUAUCAAUUCAACAAUCCCAGAUUUCAUCACCAACUGUCCAAACCAAAAAGAAGCAGUUUCAAUGGGAGACUGUACGAUACACUACGCAAACCGCUGCUUCUUCGGAAAUCUUGAGUUAUCUCCGAUAUAUCAAAUCACUAAUACAGAUGACCUCACCGUAAAUUUGACACAGUUUGAUCAGAUUUGGGAGAGUUUAAUGGAUGGUUUAGUGAGAAAUGCUUCUGCUGUAACUUCUGGGCUUAAGUUUGCCACAGGAGAAACAAAGUUAACAAAAUUUCAAACAAUUUUUGCCCUUAUGCAAUGCACUUCCGAUUUAUCAAAAGGGGAUUGUGAUUUCUGCCUUAGGCAAUCCGUGAGUGAUUAUGAAAGCAGGUUCCAUGGAAAGAAAGGGGGUUUUGUUCACAAACCGAGCUGUUUUUUCCGGUGGGAAUUGUAUCCCUUCUAUACCCGUCUUCCACCUCCACCUAGCAGUCCCUCGUUGCUUUCUAGUAGUCCGUUUUCAAAUUCAAAAAGUAACACAACCGCAAAAGACAGCAGGCAUAUUGCUACACAAACUGUUACAAUUGUUGUUGUUUCAACCACUGGUUUUAUGGCAAUUGUUGCCAUCGCUUGUUCUCUUCUCCGAAAGAGAUGGAAGUCAAAGCAUGCAGUUAAGGGUAUGGAUGAAAGUAUUAGUGCUGAGUCCAUGCGAUUUGACUUUGCUACAAUAAGGGUUGCCACUGAUAACUUUUCCAACGAGAACAAGCUAGGAGAAGGUGGAUUUGGUGUUGUUUAUAAGGGAAAGCUUCAGGAUGGGCGAGAUAUAGCUGUAAAGAGACUUUCUAAAAAUUCUGAACAAGGAGAGAUUGAAUUUAAGAAUGAAGUCUUAUUAAUGGCAAGACUUCAACACAGGAAUUUGGUUAAACUCCUAGGUUUUUGCUUGGAAUGGAACGAAAGGCUUCUCAUCUAUGAGUUUGUUCCCAACUCAAGCCUUGAUCACUUUAUAUUCCAUCCAGUCAAACGUUUACUACUAGAUUGGAACAAAAGAUACAAAGUCAUAGAGGGAAUAGCUAAAGGGAUUCUGUACCUCCAUGAAGAUUCUCAAUAUCGAAUCAUCCAUCGUGAUUUAAAAGCUGCCAAUGUUCUGUUAGAUGCAAAAAUGAAUCCAAAAAUUUCAGAUUUUGGCAUGGCAAGGUUAUUUGUAGGGGAUCAAACACAAGCUAAUUCAAGUAAAAUUGUUGGAACGUUUGGAUAUAUGGCUCCAGAGUACGUGAUGAAUGGGAAUUUUUCAAUUAAGUCUGAUGUUUAUAGCUUCGGUGUGCUAGUUCUUGAGAUCAUCAGCGGUCAAAAAGUCUAUCUCAGUAAUGGAGAAGAAGGGGAGAAUCUUCUAACUAACGCAUGGGAAAAUUGGAUGGAAGGGACUGCUCUGAAUUUUAUAGAUCCCAUUUUGAGGGAUGGUUCAAGGAGGGAAAUGUUGAGAUGCUUGCAGUUAGGCUUACUAUGUGUUCAAGAAAAUGUUGCUAGAAGGCCAACCAUGGCCUCUGUUGUUCUCAUGCUUGGUAGCAACUCUGUAUCUCUUCAAGUGCCCUCAAAACCAGCAUUUCUUAUGCACUCUAUCAUUAAGCCAGAGUCCUCAUCAUUUGCAUCUGCAUCUGCUCAAUCCAGACGAAGAUCUAUUGAUUUCUCAGUAAAUGAAGAUACAACAUCUGAUUUUGAUCCUCGAUAGAGUUUGUGAAUUAAGUUGUAAAUUUAUAGUGCUUUUGUGAAUAAUCAGCACUAUGUUGACUUUGUAUUACUAUAUAAACUUGGUUUGUUUGUUUUGCAGAAUUCUUCUUUGAGUAGGUAGGUUCGUUAUCACUUAAUCUUAGGUUAGUUUAAUUCAAGUGAUUCAAGUCUAGAGUUAGCAUUCGAAGCAGACAUGUUAUUCAACAAAACUGGAGACUGUAU